AUGGGUAGAUUUUUUUCUGGCUUAGCUCAAUCUGGAGUGUGGUGUUGUUUCGACGAAUUUGACCGGGUAGAAAUCGAAGUACUAUCGGUCAUCGCACAACAGCUAAUCACUAUAACAAACGCGAAACUGACAAACGCCAAUAAGUUCACUUUUGAAGGUCGAGAGAUUAGACUUAUCAGGACAUGUGCAGCAUUUAUAACCAUAAAUCCAGAAUAUGUUGGGAGAAACAAACUGCCAGAUAAUCUACAAGCGUUGUUUAGAUCUGUGGCUAUGAUGAUACCAGACUAUAGUUUAAUUGUCGAGGUUGAAUUGUACGCCGGAGGAUUUCAAUUGUCGAAAAUGUUGUCUCAUAAAAUAGUAAAAACGUAUCAAUUAUGUAAUGAACAACUUUCCAUUCAGAACCACUAUGAUUUUGGAAUGAGAGCUAUAAAAAGUGUUUUAGUAAUGGCGGGCUUAUUAAGACGAGAAAAUCCUAUUGUAGAAGAAAAUUUAGUAGUUAUCAGAGCUUUGAGAGAUUGUAAUUUACCGAAAUUUCUAAAAGAUGAUGCAAUUUUAUUCAAGGAUAUAUUAAACGAUCUAUUUCCCGGAUUUUUUUUACCAGAACAAGAUUAUGAAAUAUUCCUUUCGACUGUCAAAGGUGUAAUGGAAAGUGAAGGCUAUCAAAUUAAUGAAUGCAUUGAAGUAAAAGUUAUACACUUGUUGCAGACAAUAAUUGUCCGGCAUGGUAUCAUGACUGUUGGUCCGGCGGGAAGUGGAAAAACUACGAUUUUAAAAAUACUUGAAAAAUCAUUAUCUGAGCUUUACAAUAAAAAAAUUGAAAAUCAACAUUACAGACCAGUAAACCUAUAUCGACUGAAUCCUAAAGCAAUUUCCAUUAGCGAACUUUACGGCCAACUGGAUCUUGUUACAAUGGAAUGGAGAGAUGGGUUACUUGGAAAAAUUAUAAGAAAAACAGUUCAAGUGAAAAAGGAAGAAUUUCAGUGGGUGGUAUGCGACGGCCCCGUAGAUGCAAUAUGGGUCGAAAAUCUAAAUACCGUUCUUGACGACAAUAAGAUUUUGUGUCUUUCCAAUUCCGAACGCCUAAAAUUGAGCUCUUGGUUUAGAUUGGUUUUUGAAGUUGGUGAUUUAUCACAAGCAUCGCCUGCUACAGUUAGCAGAUGUGGAAUUGUCUAUAUAGACACCAGAGAUCUAGGAUGGUUACCAUAUGUGCAAUCGUGGGCAAAUAGAUUACAAAAUGAUGUCAUUAGAAGUUCAGAAUUAAAAAAUUAUCUUUUAUCAUUAUUCGAAACUUAUGUCAAUGACGGUUUUUCAUUUAUUAACAAAUAUUGUUUGGCUCCCAUUAAACAGGUUGAUAUUAGUAAAGCAAAAAUGAUGUGUACCAUUCUCGAAUCUCUAUUAACUGACCUAGAUAGUUUUGAUGCACCAACAGAAAUUUCAAAUGUCCAAAAAUAUAUUUAUCAAUCAUUUAUAUUUUCAUAUUUUUGGUCUCUGGGAUCAAAUUUAGUCGAUUCUUCUCAGAUAAAAUUCGAAAAUUUAGUUUUCAAUCAAUUUUCAGACAUAUCUGAGUAUGGUAUUCAACCAGGAAUGAAAUUAUUCAACGUAUAUCUUAACACAAAAAAUAAAAAGUUUGAAAAAUGGAAUACUAUCAUUCCAGAUUUUGUGUACAAAUCAGUUACACCUUAUUAUGAGUUAAUAGUACCUACCAUAGAUAGCAUUCGGUAUACAUACAUUGUACAACAAAUAGUACAAAUGAACCAACCAGUUAUGUUGACUGGAACAACAGGCGUAGGUAAGACUUCAGUAGCAAAUUGUGUCAUGCAAGACUUGAGGAAUAAGGGUGACUGGAUAACUGAAACGAUACAAUUUUCUGCAUACACAAAUAUUAACAGAACCCAAGAAGUAUUGGAGUCAAAAUUAGUGAAGAAAAAUCGAAAUCAUUUCGGUGCACCGUUAAAUAAGCGUUUGGCGCUUUUUAUCGAUGAUGUCAACAUGCCUAUACCCGAAGCUUAUGGUGCCCAACCUCCUAUUGAACUACUAAGACAGCUUUUAGAUUCCGGUGGCAUAUAUGAUAAAGAUAAGCUGGAUUGGAAAGACAUCGAGAACGUGAUUUUAUGCACAAUCUGCGCACCUCCAGGAGGAGGGCGAAAUUUACUAACUCCAAGAUUCACAAGACAUUUUUCAGUAAUUUUCAUGCCAAGCAUGAGUGAAAAUUCCAUGAGAACUAUAUUCACAUCCAUUUUGGAUGGUUUUUUCGAAGCGUUCCCACAAAAUAUAGCUGAUUCUAGUUCAAAAAUAGUGCAAGCCAGUGUUGAAACGUAUUUGUGUAUUUCAAAAGACUUAUUACCAACUCCAACUAAGCCACAUUAUGUGUUUAAUCUUAGAGAUUUGUCGAAGACCAUACAAGGAAUCUUACAAGCUGAUUUCAUCACAAUACCGGACCAAACACAUUUAUACAGACUAUGGUAUCAUGAAACAUUGCGUGUGUAUCACGACCGGUUGGUUUGUCAAAAAGACAAGUCUUAUUUAUUUGAMAUUCUUCAGGACGUGUGCACACGUUAUUUUAACACCACUGUGUUAGACUUUUCCAUAUCUGUAGACACAAAUUCAUCACAUUCUCCAGUGUUAUUAUUCGGUGAUUUUGUGAAUCCGGUUUCAAGAAAGAAGCGGAUUUACGAAGAAAUAAUUGAUAUCGAUAAAUUAAAAACCACGUUGAUCGAAUACUUAACAGAUUUUAAUAUAGCUCAUAAUAAAGACAUGCACAUCAUAUUUUUCAUGGAUGCCAUUGAGCAUGUCACACGCAUUGCGAGAAUAUUGAGAUCCGAAAGAGGAAACGCUUUAUUAGUCGGUGUUAAUGGCAUGGGAAAACAAUCAUUGACAAAGUUGUCUUCACAUAUUAACACAUUCAAAUGUUUUCAAAUCGAGUUAACAAAAUCAUAUAAUCAUACUACAUUUCGUAAAGAUCUAGUAAAUCUUUAUCUCAACACUGGCGUGAAAUUUGAAGAAACCACAUUUUUAUUUACGGAUAAUCAGAUAGUACAAGAAGAGUUUUUAGAAGAUGUAAGCAAUAUUUUAAGCUCAGGGGAAGUUCCAGAUUUAUUUAAGCAUGAUGACUUGGCGAAGGUGAUAACCGCUUGCCGGCCGGCAGCAUUAAGUGUGGGAAUUGACAGCCAGGACCAAGAAUCGAUGUUCAAAUUUUUCAUACAGCGCGUUCGUUCUAAACUUCAUCUUGUCAUAUCCAUUAACUCGAUCGGCGUUGCGUUUAGACAGAGAUGUCGGCUAUUUCCUUCGUUGAUUUAUAAUUCGACAAUAGAUUGGUUUGACGAUUGGCCGACCGAAGCUCUUUUGUCUGUGGCUCACCAAAGUUUAGAAGAUGCAUUUGGACAACCAGAAAACCCCAACCUUGUUGACAGCCUAACGGAUGUAUGCCGCAACAUGCAUUUGAUGAUCAGUCAAGCCACUGAAAAGUUUUACAGGCAAACAACAAGGCGCUGCUACGUAACACUUAAGACUUAUUUGGAAUUUUUGAAGUUGUACGUGAAAAUGCGGGAAUCACUAACUAAUAAAAUUAAAAACGAUUCAGACCGAAUUUCUAAUGGUCUGCGUAAGUUGUACGAGACAUUUGACAUGGUGGGAGAUAUGAAAACAAAAUUGAAAUCUAUGGCACCAGAACUAUUAGAGAAAAAUGAAGCCACCUYAAAGCUAAUGGAUGGCUUGACUAGAGAAAAAGCGAGCGUCAAUAAGGUGCGACAAACAGUACUUCUGGAAGAGACAGCAGCAAAAAUGAAAGCUUCAGCCGCGCAGGAAAUAGCUGAAGACGCGCAAAGGGACCUUACUCUAGCUAUGCCGGCAAUGGAAGCGGCCAAAACGGCAUUAGAGUCACUCAAUAAAAACGAUAUAAAUGAGCUUAAAAUGUUGAGCAAGCCACAUAAACUAGUUCAGACUGUUAUGGAAGCCGUAUGUUUAUUAUUGGCAAAAAAAACUGAUUGGACUUCAGCUAAAACCAUACUAGGAGAUGCCAAUUUUCUAAAAGCUCUACAAGAAUAUGAUACAGACAACAUAUCUGACAAAAUGAUCAAUCAACUUAA
This is a messenger RNA of Diuraphis noxia (Russian wheat aphid), 4085 nucleotides long. RefSeq names its product dynein axonemal heavy chain 6-like. Gene Ontology annotation, biological process: microtubule-based movement. Gene Ontology annotation, molecular function: ATP hydrolysis activity; ATP binding; minus-end-directed microtubule motor activity. Lineage: Eukaryota; Metazoa; Arthropoda; Insecta; Hemiptera; Aphididae. Gene Ontology annotation, cellular component: dynein complex. The record is from RefSeq and is a predicted model, not a curated record.